Messenger RNA from Gastrolobium bilobum, 816 nucleotides. RefSeq names its product serine/threonine-protein kinase PBL34-like. The coding region runs from base 1 to 816 and encodes 271 amino acids. Lineage: Eukaryota; Viridiplantae; Streptophyta; Magnoliopsida; Fabales; Fabaceae. Gene Ontology annotation, biological process: protein phosphorylation. The transcript has 5 exons. Gene Ontology annotation, molecular function: protein tyrosine kinase activity; ATP binding. The record is from RefSeq and is a predicted model, not a curated record.
AUGGCGGCAUCAAUGGACCUUGAAGUUAAACAAAUGGAUGUGAAGACCAUAUUUCUUCACGACAACCUUGAAGAAGGAAAUAAAUCAACCAAUUGCAAUGUUAGCAAUUCCCCAAGAAAAAAUAAUUCAGAAACAACAAGAUCUUUUCCCAAGUUAAAAGAAAUUGGUAGAUCUUCUCCGAGCUUAAGCGAGGAGCUAAAAGCUUAUUCCCAUAUUCGGAAGUUCUUCAAUGAGCUCAUUUUGGGAAAAAGCUAUUUUAAAUCUCAGAAUUUACUUGGUGAGUGUGGAUUUGGAUGGGUUUACAAAGGUUGGAUCAGUGAGAAUGAGAACUCUUCAGCAAGACCUGGAAUGGGGCUUUCAGUUGCUUUGAAGACUCAUAACCAGAAUGGACUUCAGGGCCAUAGGGAAUGGCUGGCUGAAGUUAACUUUCUUAGGCAACUCCGUCAUCCAAAUCUAGUUAAAUUGAUUGGUUUUUGCAUUGAAGAUGAUAAAAGGCUACUAGUAUACGAGUUCAUGCUUCGAGGAAGCUUGGAGAAUCAUCAGUUUAAGAGAUAUGUGUCCCUUCAAUGGUCAAUCAAAAUGAGAAUUGUGCUUGCUGCUACAAAGGACCUUGCAUUUCUACACGAGAAAGCUGAAAGACCAAUGAUAUUUCGAGACUGCCAAACAUUUAAUAUUCUAUUGGAUUUGGAAUACAAUUCAAAAUUUUCCUAUUUUGGGCUUGCUAAAGAUGCUCAAGAGAGAGACUUAACUCAAGUUACAACUCAAAUGAUGGGAACAGAUGGCUAUGCAACCGUUGAUUAUGUUAUGACGGGUUAG